AUGGCGGACAUAGAAGGACCCAGCACAGGACCAACUACGCCGUUGGGCGCCCCGUCGUUGGCUUCCUUCUUGGGACUUUUACCUCCGCCCGGAUUCUCCUCCAUCGCCAUACCGAUUCCCAAGGGCUCCAUCUAUCUCAACCCCAUGCUCACCGAGGAGCCUUCAUCCAUCACGAAACCCGUCAGCGCCCCUACUUCGCCCUCUGUGUUGCCCGCUCCCCCCAAAAAGGCCGAGCCAAAUGGUGCCUUUACCCUACUCAUUGUGAAUGACAAUCCGAUAGAUAGAAAGAUUCUUGCAAAGAUCUGCGAGAGAUGGGGCCAGCCGUAUGAGAUGGCCGAAAAUGGCCAGGAGGCUGUUGAAAUGUAUAAGCGAGAUCCAGUCAAAUUUAGAUGCAUCUUGAUGGACCUCGUCAUGCCAGUAAUGAACGGAUUCGAGGCUACGGAACAGAUUCGCAAAUUCGAGGAGGAUUCGUGGAAUACCUACUCAGAAUACCUCUCCUCUCCGUCCUCCUCGCGAAAGAACGUCGCCUCACCAGAACCAGUCCGGCGCUCCGUCAUUGUCGCGCUGGCACCCUCGUAUGCCGUUGCAGGGAUCCACCAACGGAUCGCCAACGCUGGAUUCGACCUGUCCAUGUGCCGGCCGCUGUACCCCAACACCAUUUGCAACAUGUUCUUUAGCGGUCCGGGCGUCAACGUGGUUGGCCUGCUCGGCGGUGUCGACGACGAUCAGCUCCGGGCCGCGGGCUAUCCGCUCAAGGUGGUGCGGCGCAAGCCAAGCAGUAUCGGCGAACGAGAAAUGGGCGAGGCCCUCGGCCGCGCUGUUGCUUAA
Molecule: messenger RNA, 828 nt
Organism: Pestalotiopsis fici W106-1
Lineage: Eukaryota; Fungi; Ascomycota; Sordariomycetes; Amphisphaeriales; Sporocadaceae
Exons: 3
Coding region: 1-828 (275 amino acids)
Biological process (GO): phosphorelay signal transduction system
Source: RefSeq, a predicted model, not a curated record